This is a messenger RNA of Rhipicephalus sanguineus (brown dog tick), 3620 nucleotides long. RefSeq lists its product as uncharacterized. The coding region runs from base 1 to 1119 and encodes 372 amino acids. Gene Ontology annotation, cellular component: membrane. Lineage: Eukaryota; Metazoa; Arthropoda; Arachnida; Ixodida; Ixodidae. The record is from RefSeq and is a predicted model, not a curated record. The transcript is spliced from 9 exons.
AUGACUGAGCUGCGACGCUACGUGGGGCCCAGCAUCCCGAUCUCAGCGGUGCUAGCCGGAGUCGUCCUUUGUAGCUGCCUCGUUCAAGCCAUCGACUACGAGGAGACCGUUGUUUGGCAGCCGGACCCCCAGCACAAGUAUGUCGCGCUGCGGGAGGUCAAGCCGCGAAUUCAGAGCCGAGCCGACGAUUCCCUAAGCCCCGAUCUCAGGGAGGAGUCAGACCAAAACGACACAGCAUCGUCAUCCGCAAGGGUUCCGCCUUCAGACUCGCAAAAAGCGGAGCCUCCUGCGAACGCGAAAAUCCGGCGUCCUCAACAAACGCUGCUUCUAUAUCAACGCUGGCUUUCAGGGCCACCCGCGGCAGCCGCUGGCGGCGGCGGUGCGGCGCCAGCUCCCGGCACCCCAGUGGUGCCUCCGAAGGCACCCAUACCGGAGUUCUCGUUCGGCGUGUGGAACGCUACUGAUGGCACUGUCUGUAUACUGGCAAAGUUCCAGGUCUUCUUCACUAUCACCUACGCCAGCAGAGGCGGACUACAGACGGUAACCCUGAAAAUGCCCGAGAGCGCCAAGGCCAAAGGAAUCUGUGCUACGGAAGACCAGGAGCCCGUUCUGGAACUCACAUGGCCAGUGUUCCGGUUCAUCCUGAUGUUCUCCAGAGUUCCUCCGGUGAGCGACAAGGGCCGAGGAUCAUGGAAGGUCAGCGGAAUGGAGAUACAGUUCAACACAAACUCACCUUUCUUCCCGGGCGCCACAAACGCCGGCAAGCGGACGGCCCGGAGUCCCGAGAACAUGACGCUGUUUGAAACACCGAUGGGCGAGUCGUACUUCUGCCCGACGCCCAAGCUGGUCACUCUGACGGACUCGCGCGGAGGACGAAAAGUGGCCGUGCAGUUCAAGGACCUGCGCAUCCAGGCGUACGAGUUCCAGGGAACCUAUGGUCCGGCACACCGGUGCAGCCAGGUGCGAAUGGCCGGUGUCCAGGAUCCGUUCCCGCAGGACGAGACGGUGCCCAUCGCCGUAGGCUCCACGCUCGCUGUGGCUGCGGUCGCCGUCGUCGUCGGGUACGCCCUCUACCGAUCGGUCUUCGUGCGGCGUGUGGACUACAACACCAUGAACUGAGCGAUUACACCACAUGGCCACCCCACUCCUGGGUGCCAAAAACCCGCUCGGUAGCCGCAACCCGGUGUCUUUACCUGAAGACGGUCAUUCGAGCGCUCAAACGUGGCACAUAUGGCGCAACCGUAGAACAUUUCAGCAUGCCGCUUGAGCCCGCGCCGGGUACGUGCGUGGUGCCGCUUAUCGGUGAAAACUGUCAAGUAGCAGAUGCGAUAGCGAUAACAGAUUGGUGGCGGCAUGCGAGCACUAUAGGCCUGAUUAAUGCACACAUCAUGCGCCAAGUCUGCGCACUGGCGUCCAUCAUAGGCGAAGAAAUGCUGUAUCACGAUCGACAAACGCCUGUGUGCCGUGACAGCUACAAUUACUGGACUGACGCGACGGAACGCGGUCCAGUCAUAAGCACGACGUAGCUUAGUGGCGCAGCACCAGGCCACAAACAAACAAAAAAAUGUCAAAAAAAAAAAACGCGGCUGACCGGAAGCGUGCAAUGAGACCUUUGUAAGCCGCACAUGGCAGUUGAGGACUGCGCACAGCAGUGCUCUAGAACAUUUUAUUUAUGCCCUUUUUAGCGCUGAACUAAAGCGCAAGCACUUGCAUAUUCUUCCCGAGAUGCAAACACUACAGUGACGUUUCUCUCCGUCAACACGGACGACGCGCAAGCGAUUGGGUGCUAUCCCAUCGUGCAUUUCUCGUAGCAUUUUUCUUUGGGUUAAUCAUAUAGGGUUCCGGAGACGAAAAUGUCAGAGGCAGAAAACGGACAGUUUUAUCAGUAAUGCAGUUCCCAGAUGCGUUCAAGGACAAAAGGUUGGAAGUUCCAAGGUCGAUUUCAACGACAUGAAGAUCUGCCUUCACGCAGGGGCAUCAAAAAACGGCGACAGCCAUACGGUGACAUGCAAAUCAACAAAGCAGGCCUACGUAGUAACAUGCGUCUUGCCUUAGCGUCAUUGACUAAAGAUUCAAGAGCGGUAUUUACUGCAUAUUCAAUGCUACAAGUGGCCCGUCUCCCGCUAGUUGCAUAACUUAAAAAAAGAAAAAAAAAAGAAACACAUAAGAUGCACUAAAUGUAGAAAAAUGUGGCCAGUCCCUUGAAUUCUCGAUCCCGGCAAAUCCUAUUUACCAUGUGAAGAGUUCGCAGUUCCACAGUUUCCAUAGUCUACAUAAUACAGUCAAAGGCUGAAUGAAACGACAUCUAAUGCUAAACGGCGCGCACUACGCUCGAGUGCAGAAAGUCACCCUGCAUUUGGUGCAUCAUUGCAUAACCGCGUUGAUGUCACAGUUUCACAAUGCCUGAUUUAUAUAGUAAAACACACCAAGCGUGCAACUCCUUUUGGCAAAUCAAAACCCCAAUAAUAUUACGACAAGACUCGUCAGAGGAUUGAGAAAAACUAUUUGUUAGUAAGAGUGAGCUAAAGAGGACGAUAGCUGAGACUGCACAGUGCUGUCGCUGAAUGGGUUUACGUAGACGUGACCGAAACAUCGAAAAAUCAAAGAAAAAAGAGUGAGCGUGUGCAUGGAAGAAAUACACGGGUCUUCACAACCGCGCAUGCCUAGCUGUGAGUAAGCGUGUCAAGUGACAUCAUCAAGGUAAUAAAAGCUUUAGUAAGACCAAGAAUAAAAGGGCAGUUAUACUCUUCUAUUCCAGCAGUUACAGCAUGGUUUCUAGACUCCGCGAUAAGGGCUUCCAGAUACGUUCAGCCUCCUUUAAGGCGCAUAUUUGACAAGGCAGCAGAGUCAUGUCCAUCAUGCACUUAAGGUCUUCCAUUCAAAGCUGGAAUACACCUUUACGUUCAGGCAGCGUGUAUAAGACCUGUGGUGUUGAACGAAGCGUGGAUCAAGCAAGAUUUCAUUUUUUGUGUGUGUGUCAGUAGAGUGGAACGUCGUACGAUGUAAUGUGUAAAGGAGCGAAAAGGUGUCGCACUAAGUAAGCCUGUGUUCUCUUUUCUACGUGAUGUCAACGGUAGUGCCUCAAAUAUGCUACAGAAAAUAGAACAAGUGACCGGAGUACUGCGAAGCCAGUAGAGUGCGCACUUCCUGCCUAAAAGACGAAUGAUAAUCCAAGUUCUGUGGCAAACCUUUCACUUGGAGUUUGUGACCCAUGCACUCGCAAAUAUUGCGCUAUCUACAGAGACAUGAAAUCAUUUUCACCCUUCCAUAAUCCUCCCUCCACCUUGACGGAUUUCGCAGAGCCGAUUUGCCAUCUUCGUGGCCUCCGCGACUGGCUCCGGCAGCACGCCGAUCGCGGAGGCCGCGCCAUCUCCUGGUCUGUAACAAAUGUGUCAAUGUCGAUGUGCUUGUUGAAGAAAUGUGACAGCUCUUAUGCAUUGUGAUGAUGUACUGUUUUUUUGCCUACAAGAUUGGACUUCCACAAGAUCCUUCAGCUUAGGCACACCUCAGACAUCCCUGAUUCAAGUGCGCGUGAAAUGUAGAAUUGCUUUGAUUAGGCGAUCUCUCGUCAGAUUUAAAUGUCACAUUUAAAGGGCCCCUCACCAGCUUUGGCCAUUGCA